CACGACGCUUGGUAAUCAUUUUUUUUUUCCUGCAGGAGGGCUUCACAGGUAACUCCGCAAAAAAGCGCAGUUUCAAACUUCUAUCAAUGAAAGCAUGUGACCUAGAGUCAGUGGAAUCUGCCGGCGCAUCCUCAUUCCUAUCUGGAAAGCGGCGCAGCGCACAACUCUUCACAUCCAGCGCAUGGGGCUCGCCUUUAUCCAAUGAGAGGACAGAAACUGGGCGAUAUUAAUUUAAUCUCCCCUCCUCCCUCCUACCCGGCUGCUGGUUUAUUCUAAUAAACCGCAUUUCAGCCUACACUGGUCUUAAACGGGAAUACCAGGUCUAUAAAUUAAUACAGAGAGGAGAGGGGCGCCACCACGGAAUGGAAUUUGGAUUCGGACGCGCAAGAAAGAAAACUUUAUAUUGGUCUGCGGUAGGCUACUGAUGAAAUGGAUGCGCUGAAAACCAAUUACAUGGUACUUAACAAAAAACAAGACAUGACAUUUUUUUGCAACAAUGAAUCCUGAAAGAAGUGGCUUUUUACUUGCUCUCCACAUGAUAGUGGAGUAAGUCUGAAAAUUGCGAAAUCCUCUGGGUAACGACUCAAUCAUCGGAAUCUCGAAUCAUUCAAUAGCCUACAUUUCAGACAUCAAACGGAUUAUUUACCUGGAAGUAUAAAAACUCAAAGGAACCCCAAACAGAAGUGAUGGAGUUCAUCAAAGUCAAGCGGACAACGAGCAAGCCACCUGAGCAGCCGAGACGCGUGGAAGUAAGACCGUCACCUCGAAACAGGAGAUUAGCGUCUAAUUCGACACCUGCUUCCUCCAGGAUAUACGUGCAUUUCAUUUUGCUGCUUUUGAUAUUCACACCCAGAGUGGAUUCAUCCUGGUGGUACAUUGGGGCGCUGGGGGCGCGGGUGAUCUGUGACAACAUCCCGGGCCUGGUGAACAAGCAGCGGCAGCUGUGCCAGCGCCACCCGGACCUGAUGCGCUCCAUCGGGGAGGGCGCCAAGGAGUGGAUCCGCGAGUGCCAGCACCAGUUCCGCCACCACCGCUGGAACUGCAGCACCCUCGACCGAGACCACACAGUCUUUGGCCGUGUAAUGCUCCGCAGCAGUCGCGAGGCCGCAUUUGUGUACGCCAUCUCUUCGGCCGGGGUGGUCUACGCCAUUACGCGGGCCUGCAGCCAGGGGGAGCUGAAGAUAUGCAGCUGUGACUCACACAAGAGGGGCCGCGCUAGCGACGACCAGGGCGACUUCGACUGGGGCGGCUGCAGCGACAACAUCAACUACGGGAUCAAGUUCGCCAAGGCCUUCGUGGACGCCCGGGAGCGGAUGGUCAAAGACGCCCGCGCGCUCAUGAACCUCCACAACAACCGCUGUGGGAGAAUGGCCGUGAAACGCUUCAUGAAGCUGGAGUGCAAGUGCCAUGGGGUGAGUGGGUCUUGUGCCCUGAGAACAUGCUGGCUGGCCAUGUCUGACUUCCGGCGUACAGGAGACUACCUGAGGAAGAAGUACAACACAGCCGUGGAGGUUACCAUGAAUCAGGACGGGACCGGCUUCACCGUGGCAGACAAAGACUUCAAGGGGAACCCCAAGAAUGACUUGGUGUAUGUGGAGCAUUCACCAGACUACUGUCUGCUGGACAGGGCAGCAGGUUCGCUGGGCACGGCAGGAAGGGUGUGCAACAAGUCCUCCCGUGGGAUGGAUGGCUGUGAGGUCAUGUGCUGCGGCCGGGGAUACGACACCACGCGCAUGAAGAGCGUCACCAAGUGCGAGUGCAAGUUCAAGUGGUGCUGUGCCGUGGAGUGCAAAGACUGCGAAGACAUCGUGGACGUCCACACCUGCAAGCCUCACAAGCGUCCUGACUGGCUGGACCUCACUUGAGCUCACAAGCGGCUCCCCCUUCGUCUCUGCUCCCACUUUUUUGUCUCUUCUCUCAGGACUUUUAUUUUGACGUUUUCAAAGUGGGACAAAGAAUUCUGGGAUAUGUAGUCUAUACCUCUAAUCCUCCAGACUCCGACUUGCACCUCUUGGCUCAGCUUUGGCACAACAUUUUUUUUUCUGACUGUCCCCAACUGCAAAGCAAAGCACUGAAAAGCCAGCAGCAUCAAAAGAGGAAUCUGUGGGCUCUUUUAAAAGAUAAAAGAGAGUGCUUUGAAAGAGUUGUGUAGGUAGGUGUCAUGGCAUGCAGGAGUGGCCUUUUUCUGAAGUCUGAGCAAGUGUUUUGGUUUAAAAAGUUUGAGGACUCAUCGGCGAAACUCAAAGUUUUGUUUUUGUUUUUGGAAAUGUGUACUUUGAUCUCAGACAAGGACAUGGUUUUGCUGCUUGCGGACCGCUGAGGACACUUUUCCAGUGGAGACUGAAGUGGGACUGUGCACAAUACUAAUGUUUGGUGAUAUAACUCAUAUUUGUGGGACAAUUUGAUCUCAGAUCAAAGUUUAGCUGUGGCCUUUGGCCCAAGCGUUCCUUCAGAAUGGAAAAUUAAGUGACUUGGAAGAGUGGCAAGUUUUCAAAAUGGCACAUCUCUAAGACACAAGGACUUACGCUUAUUGUGAAUGUCAUGGAGUCAUGUGUGUGUUUCCAUUUUAACCAACUUUAAGGACACUGCAACCAACAACCAAUAUUAACUGAAUACAUGUAUCACAAUACAGUAUAGAUGGGAAUUGGAAAUAGAGUACUACUGUUUAACAAUGAUCAUACUAUUCAUGUGUAGAAAUCGGAGAUCAAAUGCUCUGCAUUGAAGGUGCAGAAAACACGAUAAAGUACUUCUUUGUAUUACAUCAGCAACACAGAUGUAUAAAAUGAUGAUAUGAUCUCUGGUUAAUUUUUCUGUAAAUAGUUUCUGUGCUCCGAUUUUAGCUAACAAUUGUUCUGAAUUUACCGGUCGGUAUAUGUCAUGUAACUGUAUUAUGAUGAUGGUAAGACCACUACAUAUCUAAAGCACUUGACUCACUAUCUCAGCAUCACAAUAAGAAGAGCACUGUUAUCAUUUUUACCCCCUUCUUUCAAGUCAUAAGUCCUUGAUUGGAUUUUGAAAAUAACGAUCAAAUGUUAUUGAUGAUUAAAAUUGUUUGUCACUGGAUUGAAAGGUAUGCCAUAUGAUACAUGUAUAAAACAUUAUUAUUAUAUAUAUAUUUUGUCUGUGAACAAUAGAGCUUUAUAUAAACAGGUGGGUUAAGAUUCAUUUGUUACGGCGAGGUGGGUG
This is a messenger RNA of Engraulis encrasicolus (European anchovy), 3186 nucleotides long. It is a transcript of the gene wnt2ba, whose product is annotated as wingless-type MMTV integration site family, member 2Ba. The record is from RefSeq and is a predicted model, not a curated record. Gene Ontology annotation, cellular component: extracellular region. Lineage: Eukaryota; Metazoa; Chordata; Actinopteri; Clupeiformes; Engraulidae. The transcript has 5 exons. Gene Ontology annotation, molecular function: frizzled binding; cytokine activity. The coding region runs from base 687 to 1865 and encodes 392 amino acids. Gene Ontology annotation, biological process: multicellular organism development; cell fate commitment; canonical Wnt signaling pathway.